This is a messenger RNA of Penicillium canariense, 2394 nucleotides long. RefSeq lists its product as uncharacterized. The coding region runs from base 1 to 2394 and encodes 797 amino acids. NCBI's taxonomy places the organism in Eukaryota, Fungi, Ascomycota, Eurotiomycetes, Eurotiales, Aspergillaceae. The transcript is spliced from 3 exons. The record is from RefSeq and is a predicted model, not a curated record.
AUGAGCGCCGACGAAAACGAAGAUACCGCAAUGAUGCCGGCUGCGAACGGCGAACAUCACCCCGAUUCCUCUGCGAUCGCGACUGCAGGAAAAAGGAAGCGGUCCGCCCCAGAGGAGAACUUGCAGGGUGCCGACUCCAACACAUCCACUACGUCGCGUAACAAAGACACUCUUCAUGAGAACCUUCGGAGCCUCGUGGAUCUCCUUAUCAAGCAUGACACGGAACUUCAACUCCUUUCCUGCCCCUUCCCCACGUCCGGAGCGAAACCGCGAGCCAAGCGCGCCAAAAUUUCUAGCGACCAAGAGACCUCGAGCGUACAAACCCGCGUUGAGUCGGGCCGAUAUAAUACACUGCAAGAAUUCCUAGCUGACAUCGAAAAGGCCUCCGCAGCCGUGAUCGAGCGCACCCAGAGCCAGUCAAAUGGCACCAAGGCCGAUGGCACGCCUUUGACGGAGGUAGUGAACCGCAUCGCAGCCUUCAAAAAGCAUAUGAACAGCCUCGUCGGCCAAUCCUUUGUCAACCAGACUGAAGUCAAGACCGAAGCCUCAGAUGACGAGACGGAAGAAUCGGCUGAGGCGCUGGCAUCCAUUCCCGAUACCCGCGAGGACCGACAGGCAUUGACAUUCUUCGGUGCAAAUCCUUCCAACCCAGGAAACCCGAAGCAAUUGUUCUCCAGUCUGCAGAAAUCGAUCAAAGUGCCUCUACAGUCUUCUGAAUCCAACACGGAAAAGUUUGUUGAAGUACAAGAGCAACUCCGCGAGGCCGCCCUUCCUACCGGCAUCGUAUCCACCAAAGUGGUUCCUUACAACCUCAAUGCCACGAAGCCACCAAAGAAGACUUUCGGCGAGGUCUUUGCUCCCCGUUCGGGUCUGCCGCAGAUGGAGCCCCCACGGCGACGAAACAACAGAAGCUCUUCGGUUUCAUGGAUUGAUCCCUUCGAUGCUGUCUUCGAUACCAGGCACUUCUUGGGCGAUCGGAAUAGCUACUGCCUCACACCUCUUCCUGCUGGCCAAUGGCUGCAAUACGGCGGCGUUACAUCAUCACCUUCCUACUGGGCUCGUGUGGAGAAACACCAUGCCGAAGUUGAUAAUGGUCCAAGGCACGGAGAUCCUGCACUCUGGACUGGUGAUGAUACGUCUUUGCUGCAGGGUGUCUUUUCUUCAUUUGCCCCGUCUUUUGACAGCUCCGGUGCCGUGCUCCAGGCUGAUUCGAAAGACAUGGUGUGGUGGGAGAAGCGAGGCGCGAAGCGCUUGCGGACUUUGCUCUCUCUCCCAGAUGAGGAAGUCGAGACACCCACGGUGCAACCGGGUAGUAUCGGCGAUCUCGACGAGAGCACUCUCGAUGAAAUGGUGAAAUCGUUUAGUCCGGAGGACUUCGCCUAUGACUUUACUCAAGAUGAACCGAGUAAAGAGGAUCCCGAAUCCAGAGAAGUCGAGGAGAUGCUUGGGGAGGUUUCUGAACUGUUAGACACUCUGAGCUCGUAUCAGAAAAUCCGCAAUCUCCAUCUUCCCUCUUCAGGCGGCGAGAACUCAGAAUCAAAUGAGACUGCUGCACCGGAGUUUGGCACUCCGGACACUCCCUCCGAAGCUGAGCGCGCUGUUUACGAGACUCUGAAGGCGAGUCUGUAUGUCAUUAUCAACAAUCUCCCUCCAUUUGCAGUUGCGAAGCUAGACGGCGAUCAGCUCGCAGAGCUGAACAUCAGCCAAAAGAUUCCCAUCGAGAAUCCUGAUUACAGUGGCACCAUGGAGAAGGAUGACUACACAAUGCAUCAGGAGCGUGCAGCAACACUGGCUGCUGCUGCCGCUACUUCGAAUUCCGCGAAUCGCACCCCGACGCCUUCUGCACCAGGUGUCACAACCCCGACCUGGAUUCCAGGCACCACAGCAAGGGCGUCAAUCCUCAACCGGGGGUCCUCGUUCACCCCGGGCUACACCGGAGCUCGUCCGCCGAGCGCCUCUGCACAACGGCCUGGCUUUAUACCUCAGCAGUACUCGCAGGUGAAUGCGCAAUACAGCCAAGCAAACAACGUGCCGCAAUUCCAGCGCCCGGCGUCCAAUGGCUAUACACAAUCUCCACAGCAGUACACACCACGGCCCGGCCAACCGGCUGCACUCAACGCCACGCCCCAGGGACGCACGCCCUACGCCAAUGCAGGUGCGACUCAGCCAUAUCAAUUCGCAAAUCGCACCCCGUCGCAGACUGCAUAUUCCAACACCGCUGCCGCCGCCACUUAUGCGCGCAGUGCCGCUGAACAGCAAGCCGCGAAGGCGCAGCUUGCGGCUCAGCAGCGACAGAGCCCCUCGACGCCGCAGCCACAGGGUCUCGAGUCUCGUCACUCUCAUGAGGGCAGUCUCACCCCCGGCCAGCAGAAUGGUACUCCUGUGCCGUCAUAG